Molecule: messenger RNA, 2944 nt
Organism: Sapajus apella (tufted capuchin)
Lineage: Eukaryota; Metazoa; Chordata; Mammalia; Primates; Cebidae
Gene: PUS3
Product: pseudouridine synthase 3
Exons: 4
Coding region: 97-1527 (476 amino acids)
Biological process (GO): mRNA pseudouridine synthesis; tRNA pseudouridine synthesis
Cellular component (GO): nucleus; cytoplasm
Molecular function (GO): RNA binding; pseudouridine synthase activity
Source: RefSeq, a predicted model, not a curated record
ACAGUGACCGCUUCCUGUCUCGGAAACCCGGCACUGCCCCUUACCCGAAAAUAGGGCGGCCCUGUUUGAUUCGUUUAUUCCUGGGGUUGUCGUAUCAUGGCUGAUGAUGCAGACAGAAACCAGACUGAGAAACUCCUAAGAAGAGUACAAGAACUGGAGCAUGAGGUGCAAAGACUUAAAAAGGAACAGGCCAAAAGUAAGGAGGACUCAAACAUUAGAGAAAAUUCAGGAGCUGGAAAAACUAAGCGUGCAUUUGAUUUCAGUGCUCAUGGCCGAAGACAUGUAGCCCUAAGAAUAGCCUAUAUGGGCUGGGGAUACCAGGGCUUUGCUAGUCAGGAAAAUACAAAUAAUACCAUUGAGGAGAAACUGUUUGAGGCUCUAACCAAGACUCGACUAGUAGAAAGCAGACAGACAUCCAACUAUCACCGAUGCGGGAGAACAGACAAAGGAGUUAGUGCCUUUGGACAGGUGAUUUCACUUGACCUUCGCUCUCAGUUUCCAAGGGGCAGGGAUUCUGAGGACUUUAAUAUAAAUGAGGAAGCUGCUGAAGAGAUCCGUUAUACCCACAUUCUCAAUCGGGUGCUCCCUCCAGACAUCCGUAUAUUGGCCUGGGCCCCUGUAGAACCGAGCUUCAGUGCUAGGUUCAGCUGUCUUGAGCGGACUUACCGCUAUUUUUUCCCUCGUGCUGAUUUAGAUAUUGUAACCAUGGAUUAUGCAGCUCAGAAGUAUGUUGGUACCCAUGAUUUCAGGAACUUGUGUAAAAUGGAUGUAGCCAAUGGUGUGAUUAAUUUUCAAAGGACUAUUCUAUCUGCUCAAGUACAGCUAGUGGGCCAGAGCCCAGGUGAGGAGAGAUGGCAAGUACCUUUUCAGUUAUGUCAAUUUGAAGUGACUGGCCAGGCAUUCCUUUAUCAUCAAGUCCGAUGUAUGAUGGCUAUCCUCCUUCUGAUUGGCCAAGGAAUGGAGAAGCCAGAGAUUAUUGAUGAACUGCUGAAUAUAGAGAAAAAUCCUCAGAAGCCUCAAUAUAGUAUGGCUGUAGAAUUUCCUCUAGUCUUAUAUGACUGUAAGUUUGAAAAUGUCAAGUGGAUUUAUGACCAGGAGGCUCAGGAGUUCAAUAUUACCCAUCUACAACAACUAUGGGCUAAUCAUGCUGUCAAAACUCACAUGUUGUAUAGUAUGCUACAAGGACUGGACUCUGUUGCAAUACCCUGUGGAAGAGAACCAAAGAUGGAUGGAAUGACAGAAUGGAGAAAUGUUAAGCCCUCUGUCAUAAAGCAGACCAGUGCUUUUGUAGAAGGAGUGAAGAUGCGCACAUAUAAGCCCCUCAUGGACCGUCCUAAAUGCCAAGGAUUGGAAUCCCGGAUCCAGCAUUUUGUACGUAGGGGACGGAUUGAGCACCCACUUUUAUUCCAUGAGGAAGAAACAAAAGCCAAAAGGGACUGUAAUGACACACUAGAGGAAGAGAAUACUAAUUUGGAGACACCAACAAAGAGGAUCUGUGUGGACCCAGAAAGUAAAAGCAUCAUUUAACCACAGACAAUUUGCCAGGAUCUAGGAACCACCUAAUGGUAGGUGGACAGAAAAGGAAAAAAAAAUUUACUUGCAAGUACUAGGAAUUCAGAUUAUCAGCUCUUAAAAAAAAAUGCAGAAAGACUAAAGCCCUAUUAAGGAAGUUACUGCUUUAAUAAGAAAAUUCAAAUAUUCUUUUAUCCCUGUCCAAAAGGAUUUAGAGAUUAAAGAAGCAAAAAGCAGUUGUAAAUGGAGAUGUGUUUAUGUACACCUGGAAACCUAUGCCUUGUAUUCAAAUUCAUUAAAGCCUAAUCCUGCAAGUAUCUAAUUAGUUGUGUUUUUUCCCCCCAAAGCAGAUGAGAUUCACUACUCAUCUGAGUUUUCAUAAAGUGUUUCUCCUGAGUAUCUUAUUUUCUAAGAUAGAAUUUAAGAAUAUUCAGUUAAUUAAAGAUUGGAUAAAUUGGUCUAAUGCCAGGCAUGAAGUUACCUACCUGGAAGUUAACAAACUGAAUAAAGCAUAGUACCUUAUCUUACAAAGCACAUACAUCUAGUGCAGAGGUUGGUAAAUGUUUUCUGUGAAGGAUUAAAGAGUAAAUGUUUUAGGCUCUGUGAGCCACAAAUGGCCUCUAUUGGGUACAUAUUUUUACAAUCCUUUACAAAUGUAAAAAGCACUCUUAGUUCAUGGAUCCUCAUGUUUGCCAAGGCCUGGGCUAGUGGUUAUAGGCAAAUUCUUAUAGAGGAGAUAUUAAAGCUAAACCUUGCAGAACAAGUGAGAGCCAGUUAAAGUAAAGAACCACUUUAAGGAUGUCUAAGGCAGAAGACACAGUUUGUGUAAAGGAUUAUAGAGGACGGCAUAUGCAUUCAGGCAACUGUGAAUCCCUUGGUAUGACUUGAGAGUGACAAGAACAUAAUUUAAAAAGGUAAGCAAAAGUCACAUUUGAAGAGCAAUGGCAUUCUUUAAGAAGCUUAGAUUUUAUUUUGCAGGGCCACUGAAAAAAUUUACAUGCCCUAUAGAAUUGCGUGGCAAAAACACUGCUCUAGGCAUUCUAUGGAUGGGAAGAGGGCAAGAUUGGAGGCAUUGUGACCAACUGGGAGGCAACAGAUGAUGACAGUGGCCUAGAAGAUAUUCAUAGGCAAAUGGAGAGAAGUAGAUGAACUUAAGAAACAACAGGAUUCAGUGAAUAGAUAUGCUGUACAAAAGUAGGGAGGCUUUCUAGAUAACUCCUUUUUCAGAUGUGAGAAACAUGAGUGGCUGGUAGUACCACACACUGAGAUAGGAAAAUGAGAUGGGGCUUUGCUUGUUCUCAAAUCAAAGUUAAUAAGUAACCCUCAAAAUAUUACUUGUGAACACUGGUAUUUAUUCAAAAGAACUCAAAGUCGUCUUAAAUACAUUAUCCUUUGUAACCAUAAAAAUAAUAAACAACAAAGUUUGAACUCA